CAACCUCCACCGACCUUCCUUUCAUUCCGGUAAUCCGUCUGCGUAGGGUGUGCUCCGGAGCUAGUCUCGGCACACAUUUUAUUAUUAUGAAACAAACUAAAAGCUAGAGAGCACACGCAGACAUAUUUUUAUAAGAAAAGAAAAAAAAAAUCGGUGAAGCAGGAUUCUAUUUGCCAACCCAAAAGCAAACGCGAAGAAGAAAUCGAACGAAAAGACGGAACGAAGAAGAAGACGACCGUUAGCACGCCGAGGAGAACGCGUGGUUGAUAAACGUUGGGCAGUUAUUCUUGAUUAAUAACAAUUUCUCACUUUUUAGGGCUUCGUUAUUCGACUGGUAACUGAACGCCUGAACAGUAAGCUCGUAUAUUUGGUGAAAUUUAGCUUACUGGCCGACUGUGAAGGCUGUAAAUCGUGGAGUCUGCGAGCCAUAUCGGGUAGGCCACGCUCCGACAUUUUUGCUAAUCUAGCUAGCCUGCCCACGUUGCUAACAGCUAAGCUAAGCAUCGCUUUACCUGAAGCUUUAGGAAAGGGAACCAACUAACUUAACUCGAGUUUGUGAAGCUUUUUAUAACCUUUAACAUUACACACAUUCUGAGUCCACGCGUCGGCAGACAUGAAUCCCAGUGCUCCCAGUUACCCGAUGGCGUCCCUGUAUGUGGGAGACCUGCACCCUGACGUUACCGAGGCCAUGCUGUACGAGAAAUUCAGCCCGGCUGGGCCCAUCCUGUCCAUCAGGGUGUGCAGAGACAUGAUCACACGUCGGUCCCUCGGCUAUGCCUAUGUCAACUUCCAGCAGCCUGCAGAUGCUGAGCGAGCUCUGGACACCAUGAACUUCGAUGUGAUCAAAGGCCGACCCCUCCGCAUCAUGUGGUCUCAACGUGACCCCUCCUUGAGGAAGAGUGGAGUCGGCAACAUCUUCAUCAAGAACCUGGACAAGUCCAUCGAUAACAAGGCCCUGUACGAUACCUUCUCCGCCUUUGGAAACAUCCUGUCCUGCAAGGUGGUUUGUGAUGAAAAUGGCUCAAAGGGUUACGGCUUUGUGCACUUUGAGACCCACGAGGCUGCCGAGCGGGCCAUUGAGAAAAUGAAUGGCAUGUUGCUCAAUGACAGAAAAGUAUUUGUUGGGCGCUUCAAGUCACGUAAAGAGAGGGAGGCUGAGCUUGGGGCACGAGCAAGAGAAUUUACCAAUGUUUAUAUCAAGAACUUUGGGGAGGACAUGGAUGAUGAGAAACUGCGGGAGAUGUUCAACAAAUACGGGCCAGCCCUCAGUAUCAGAGUCAUGACUGAUGACGGUGGCAAAUCUAAAGGAUUUGGCUUCGUCAGCUUUGAGAGACAUGAAGAUGCACAGAAGGCUGUGGACGAUAUGAAUGGUAAAGAACUGAAUGGCAGGCAAGUGUAUGUGGGCCGGGCACAGAAGAAGGGAGAGCGUCAGAAUGAGCUCAAGCGCAAAUUUGAGCAGAUGAAACAGGAUCGCAUGACCAGAUACCAGGGUGUUAACUUGUAUGUGAAAAACCUGGACGAUGGCCUUGAUGAUGAACGUCUGCGCAAAGAAUUCUCGCCAUUUGGAACCAUUACAAGUGCAAAGGUGAUGAUGGAAGGUGGCCGCAGCAAAGGCUUUGGCUUUGUGUGCUUCUCUUCCCCAGAGGAGGCCACUAAAGCUGUAACAGAGAUGAACGGGAGAAUUGUUGCUACAAAGCCUCUGUACGUGGCCCUGGCCCAGCGCAAGGAGGAACGCCAGGCCCAUCUCACCAACCAGUACAUGCAGAGGAUGGCCACUGUCCGUGCAGUGCCCAACCCUGUGCUCAACCCUUACCAGCCUGCCCCACCUUCAGGCUAUUUCAUGGCUGCUAUACCUCAGGCCCAAAACAGAGCUGCAUACUACUCCGCCAACCAACUGGCCCAGCUCCGCCCAAGCCCCCGUUGGGCCACUCAAGGAGUGCGUCCUCAGCACUUCCAAAACAUGCCCAAUGCCAUGCGCCCAUCAGCUCCAAGGCCCCAGGCCUUCAACACCAUCCGUCCCACUGCAACCGCCAACACCCAGGUCCCACGCAUGAUGGCUUCCCAGCGUAUGCCGACCCAGGCACUCAGCCAGCGCCCCACUGGUGCUUCAGCCAAUGCUGCCCCAGUUCGUGCCAUGCCCCAGUACAAGUAUGCUGCUGGUGUGCGCAACCCUCAGCAGCACAUGGCCUCCCAGCCACAGGUCACCAUGCAGCAGCCUGCUGUCCAUGUCCAAGGACAGGAGCCCCUGACUGCCUCCAUGCUGGCUGCUGCUCCUCCUCAAGAACAAAAGCAGAUGCUGGGUGAGCGUCUGUUCCCACUGAUCCAGAACAUGCACCCAAGCCUUGCAGGCAAGAUCACAGGUAUGCUGCUGGAGAUUGACAACUCAGAGCUUCUCCAUAUGUUGGAGUCCCCUGAGUCCCUGCGCUCAAAGGUGGAUGAGGCUGUUGCUGUGCUUCAGGCCCACCAGGCCAAGGAGGCUGCUCAGAAGUCCACAACCCCCGCUGGUGUUCCCAGUGUCUAAGGUUUUGAGCGUUUGAAACCUGCUUCACCGAUGGAAAAAAGAAAAAAAAUUAAACAUUGAAAAACCUAAAACUCUGAAAACAUCGCAAAAUGAUAAAUCAUUUCUUAAAAAAAGAAGAAAACAAUUGACUCUGCCGGGUCUAGGGAUGGUUUGACUGGACCUUGUUCAUAAAUAAAAAAAUUUGUUGAAAAAAAAAAAAGCAAAAUAGAAAAAAAUCGACAUUAUAAAUUUGAAUGCAUUCCUGUUUUAUGUCAUUUUACUGUGUCAGUGCUCAGAUUACCAGACAAUGUUCAGGAAGGUGAUCACUGAGCAUUUUGAAAGGUGAUUUGUAUUGUAAACUGCUGGCUGUAAUAAAUUGUCAUUCAAAA
Molecule: messenger RNA, 2889 nt
Organism: Labrus mixtus (cuckoo wrasse)
Lineage: Eukaryota; Metazoa; Chordata; Actinopteri; Labriformes; Labridae
Product: polyadenylate-binding protein 1A
Exons: 15
Coding region: 614-2521 (635 amino acids)
Cellular component (GO): ribonucleoprotein complex
Molecular function (GO): RNA binding
Source: RefSeq, a predicted model, not a curated record